Molecule: messenger RNA, 3912 nt
Organism: Penicillium cinerascens
Lineage: Eukaryota; Fungi; Ascomycota; Eurotiomycetes; Eurotiales; Aspergillaceae
Product: putative nuclear migration protein
Exons: 2
Coding region: 1-3912 (1303 amino acids)
Biological process (GO): dynein-driven meiotic oscillatory nuclear movement; establishment of mitochondrion localization; microtubule cytoskeleton organization
Cellular component (GO): cell cortex; mitochondrion
Molecular function (GO): phospholipid binding; tubulin binding
Source: RefSeq, a predicted model, not a curated record
AUGGCGACGGACUUGAAGUCCCCGGCUACCGACAUGGCCCAGUCCUCGCCGGCACCAUCCAGCAAACCCCAAAAUCUCUCCAAGGCGAGAUCAAGAUCUCGGCCAGCCCGGCGUCAUCGAGAUUCAUCCCCCCCACCGUCCUCCUCCCCACCAGGCCUACCUACGCCGGCGUUCUCCCCCGAUGGGCUCAGCGAUGACGAAGAAGAGCUGCUCGGGGAAGAUACGCUGUCGCCGUUCGACGCCCGCCGAAUUACACCUACCCUCCAUGCAUCGCUCGUCUCCGAGAUUCUUUCCCUCCGGCGAGAGGUCGAAAACAAAACCAAGGCUAUUGAUUUCUUAGAAGUGAGCUUGGACGAAUCACGGACGGAAAAUGAAACGCUGGGCGAGAAUUUGACCCAGGCCACGCGCGAUGCGCGGUCCUUGAAGCAUCAAAUCCAGCUCCUGGAAGGCGGGACCUCAUCUGCGAUGACGGAAUUGGCCCGCGAGCGAGACGAUGCCGUUGAGAACGUCAACGACGCCCGCAAGAAAUUAGAGCAAGCACAAAAAAGAGUUCGCAGUCGGGAAGAAGAUGUCGAGCGCACUCAGAUGUUGUGGGACCGCGAUCGAGAAAAGUGGGAGAAUGAGCGGAGGAAUAUGGAGCGCAAGGUCCACGUGGUGGAGGGCCGUCUGAAGGUGGUGCUGAACGAGGUCGCAGCGGCCCAAGAAGCUGGAAACCUUCAUUCACAAAUUAGCAGAAAUGACGAUGCUGCCAAGGAGAAGAGCAAAUGCAGCGACACAGCAAGUGUGGCCUCCAGCAGCCAGGGCUGUCGGCGCACGAGUAUGAUCAGUAUGACGUCUGAUGAGGGUGAGGGUGACGACCACGCCGGAGCCGAUUAUCACAACGUGCGAUACUCGGUGAUGAGUCUUGCUCCCGGUGCCAAGAACAAUUCAGGUUUGAAUUUGGCCCAGGAAUUGGACUUUGAUGAAGAGGAUGAGUUUGCUGCAUCUGAUGAGGAUGCGCUGCCUGAGGAACGCCCGAUGUCCGUUCACUCACAGUCGUCUCAUGCGGUUUCAUCAAAGGCCAGGAAAAUCCUGGGUCUUUCUCUUCAAAGCGUCGGGUCCGCUACAGCGGCAGAGUACCGUUCUCUAGACAUGAAGAGUCCUGCGAAAGUACCGGAGGUAUCUGUUGAGUAUCGCCACACGGGCAUCCAGUAUUCUCUACCGCCGUCACCCGAGACGUCGGCUGUGGAAGAGGAAGAUCUUUCUGCUGUGCCUGUAGAGACGAUUGCGGAGCCAGAGCGUGAAGAUCUCGAGGAUGAGAUGCCCAAGAUGAAGGAUUCCGCGACGCUCACCAGUGCUGUCGAGAUGGUGUCCACGUCUAGUCAGACAGUGGGCUAUCUUCCCAGUCCCCCGUGGACACCCAAGAUACCUGAACCUGAAUCACCAGCUCACUCUGCAGAAAAGCUUCCGGAGCUAGUGAAGAUGGCAUCAAUCUCUACUCAAACCGAUCCAAUUCCUGAAGCGGAACCCGUCAAGGAAGAAAAGGCCUCCCUAUCACCCAAUGAUAUCCCAGAUCAAAUGAACGUUCCAAUGAUCACCAUCCAUCCUCCCGGUUCGGAACCGCCUUCACCCCGAAAUAGCGUUGUUCUGCCACCUCAAACCAAGAAUGUAUCUGUGCAGGCCAAUUUCAGGUCGGUCAUCGAAGGCCGAUCCAUCGCCAUACAGACCGAGGAGAUUCGUGUUGAUAGGCGGAAACUGCCCGCCAGCCUUCUUCCUUCGGCUAUACCGGACUUGCCCACUCCAGCUGAAGCUCGGGAUACAGGGUAUCAGCCGUACCGGCCACCCGUGCCCCCGCCACGGUCUGCCAAGCGAGAGCAGCAGCUUCCUAGGCUGUUAGAGCGGCCAAUGAGACCUCCACCUGCACCACCAUCGGAGCCCAUUCAAGCCUACCCAGGCAACAAUGACAACGGCCCACUGUCUGACGAGGUAGCUUCUGGACUUCGGAGACCUUUCCGGUCCAGCAGUCUGUUUGCCGGCUUUGAACAGCUGAGCGAUGAUGAAGGCCCCCAUGGGGAAGAGCGCGACAUUUUCACGGACGACGAGCUGCUGAACAGGCCAUUCGCUGCAUACAAGAUCCGUCGUGGCAAAUUGGUCAAUGCCAAAUCAAGACCCAGUCUGGAUUCCAUAGGUCUCCCCGAGAUUGACGAGCAUCUCUCUGAUCCUGAGUCUCGACCAUCCGACCUUGGUCACAGCUACUCUCGCGCUACCCAACGGUCUGGUGCGACUGCCUCCAGCAGCCGCCAGUCUGGCAUGCGCAAGAUGGCUAUGAUCUCUAACGGGGCAGUGACGCAUCAAAAGAUGCGUUCCCGCAGCCCCAGCGAACCUAGCCUCGAAAGUGGCAGCGCAGGAUCUAGCAUUGCUCCUCCAUUCCCCGUCCCGGUCCGUCUCAGCUCGCGCAAGAUCCCCUUGGACGGCAGCGAUGGACCUCCAAGUCCGACUCGCUCCGCUGGGAGACAGUUCUCAGACCGUGGCCGUGGGUCGAUCGCCCGCCGACCGACCCUGCGCCGAGUCCGAUCCGCUGCUGCAAUGUCAAACUCAGACCUUCCAGAACGUCCAGAGACUCGAUCGUCCCCAACGCGGUCGCCCGAUUCCUUUGUACCUGAUAGCCCGUUCUGCCCGCCUCCCAUGCCAUUUGAUGAUAUCACGGCUCCUUUCGAGCUGCGAAAUACUCAUAAACGGGCCUCGCACCGCGCAGAACCCUCCAUAAGCUGGAAUCAUGAGCGUCGGGAUUCGACUGCGGGCGUGCAGCCGACUAGUGUCGUGGAUGCCAUUGCGCAAACAAUGGUCGGCGAGUGGAUGUUCAAAUACGUCCGCCGCCGUAAGUCCUUCAGCAUGGGUGAGUCCAAGGAUAGCUGGGAGGGGAAGAACCCGGACGAGGUAUCGGCCAAUAUCACGAACAGUGGAGUACGACACAAGCGAUGGGUCUGGCUUGCGCCAUAUGAAGGUUCUAUCAUGUGGAGCAGCAAGCAGCCAACGAGUGGUCCUGCAUUGUUGGGCAAGAGUGGCAGGAAGUUCGCUAUCCAAUCCGUUUUGGACGUCAAGGACGACAACCCUCUGCCCAAGGGCUCCGGCUCCCCAAAUCCCUUCAACCGUUCAAUCCUGGUGCUGACACCUCAGCGCGCGCUCAAAUUCACCGCAGUGACGGUCGAGCGCCACUACGUAUGGCUCACGGCGUUAUCCUUCCUCAGCCACUCCUCUAUGGGCCUGCACGAACUGGCCGCCCUGCCACCGGCGCCGCAAGAUGAGGUCGUAUCUCCUACGCCACUGGCUGCCCUGCGACGCAAUCCAAUCCGUGACUCCAUCCGCGUGGCCAAGGGCCGGCCCCGACCCAUGCCCAAGGGUAAACGCUCAUUCCCUGGAACAACCAUGCCUGAACUACCGCCAGGUGGCCUCGACAUGGCCGCUGAUGCACCCCAUGUCCCGCGUUUCUCCAACCACAACCGCAAGCGCAGCAACACGGCUCCACGGCCACCAGCGAUUCCCACCAUUCGCAGCUUCUCCAGCCAGGGCACUAUGCCCUCGUCACACAGCGGUACGACUGCCGGUUCUUCAGAGCCAUACUACUCAACUGUGCCGCCUCCCGUUCUCCCCCCGGGCAUCAGGAGCGGCCGCAGUAGCAUCAGUCGAACCUCGGAGGCCAGUGCGCGCACCGCCAACACCAAUGCCAGUAAUGUUUUUGACAUGGGCACCAUGCGCAUGGAGGCCUUUAUCGAUCACCAUGCGCAAGAGAUUAACCGCCCUCGUGGCGCGCCACCUGCUCGCUCACGACACACCCGCAAGAGCUCCAGCAAUUGGAGCCAGGGUGACUACGAUGCACCCUCCAUUUACGGCAGUGAAAUGUCCUUCCGAUCCGACCCUUUCCGCGGCUUUUAA